AUGGACAAACUGCUCUUCACCGCUGCGGCCCUGGCCACUGCUGAUGCCAGUAUGAUCACACUGAAGUCGCCUUACGAGAGUGUGGCAGCUCGCCAUAAAGCUCGAAUUGAGUACAAGCAGUCGGCUGUCGUAGCCAAUCAGACUUCUGGGAUAAGACUGGCGGUUACCAGCGGAAGCUACUACGGCCCAAUACUUAUUGGUAAGGAGGGAGAAGAACAGGUCUUCGACGUUGUAUUCGAUACUGGAUCGACUAACCUAUGGGUGCCCGAUGCUACAUGUGAUACUACAGCUUGUACAAAACAUGCGGCAUAUAAGGGAGGUGGCGACUCGGACGGUGAACUUGAGGAUCAAGUACAGUACAGGGAGUGUCCAGAUAAAACCACAGCGAAACAGAGUGAAGAUAGGAAACUUCUCGACUCCAGUAAGCAGAUGUUCGUAUCCUUCCCAUCUAGGAGUAAUUCACUUCUGUUUCAGCAUCAAUCAUUUGGUACGGCUGUGUACGAGUCGGCAUUCCCUUUCGAGGCCUAUCCUUUCGAUGGUGUAUGCGGGCUUUCCUGGACCCGUCCAGAUGGGCUACUCAACCUCGACGGCCCGACACUUAUGGAGAACAUCCCUCAACUCGGGCUCUUCACAUUCUAUCACAGCAAGGAUCCUGCAUUGCCAGGCGCUCUCUACUUGGGAGGUACCUCCCACUACAGGAUAGCCCCCGGUGCCCGUAUUAGCUGGUUCCCUCUGGUAUCGGCCAGUCAUUGGGACUUGGGUGGUAUUGACGUCGCCGUUAACGGUACAAGACUGGGGUUGUGUAGCAGAGAUGACGGCCAACCCUGCCAUGUACUGGUUGAUACAGGCACGUCCGACGUCAGCUUCCCGAGGGAUGUAUUCGACGUCAUUGUUAAAGCGCUGAACGUGAAGAGUGAUUGCUCCAACUAUGACGACUUGCCUGUUAUGACAUACAUUCUUAAAGGGGAGGACGAGGACGGCAACGCCACUGAGGUUGAGGUGGACCUCAGCCCAGCUGAGUAUGCUUUAAGAUUCGAUGGUUACUGUGAUUUCGACAUAUCUGCGAGGGAUGUCCAUUCCAGUAGAGGUCUCUUAUGGAUUUUGGGUUCCCCUUUCCUCCGCGCAUACAUCACUACAUUCGACAGGGGUAAGGAGGACAUAACCAUCGCAUCGGCAUCCUCAGAAGCCAGCAUGAUCAUUCGGAAUCAGUGGUAUCCGGUACCAGCUACUAACGUCGCUCUCCUCGAGCCAAGUUACUUCUUCAUCAUCAUGCAUGCAGGAGUGUUGUUACUAGGGAUCGCAAUAGCGGUCUAG
Molecule: messenger RNA, 1314 nt
Organism: Perkinsus marinus ATCC 50983
Lineage: Eukaryota; Perkinsozoa; Perkinsida; Perkinsidae
Product: toxomepsin 2, putative
Exons: 12
Coding region: 1-1314 (437 amino acids)
Biological process (GO): proteolysis
Molecular function (GO): aspartic-type endopeptidase activity
Source: RefSeq, a predicted model, not a curated record